Molecule: messenger RNA, 1389 nt
Organism: Prunus dulcis (almond)
Lineage: Eukaryota; Viridiplantae; Streptophyta; Magnoliopsida; Rosales; Rosaceae
Exons: 1
Coding region: 1-1389 (462 amino acids)
Source: RefSeq, a predicted model, not a curated record
AUGACUCAGAUUCGGCAUAUCUCCACAAGUACCAUCCAACCAACAAUUGAGAAUGAUCACUUAGCUCGUAGAAUUCAGUUAACUCCAUGUGAUCUGCAGCUCAUCCGAAUCUAUUACAACCAAAAGGGACUUCUUUUCCACAAACCAGCAGAUCAAGAACAGAGCAACAACUUGGUACAACACCUAAAAGCCUCCCUUUCCCGCACCUUGAACAUCUUCUACCCACUUGCUGGCCGCCUAGCCCCGAUCGAAAAUGAAGAUAACAACACCACAUGUUUUUUCAUCAACUGUAAUGGCGCCGGAGCCCAGUUUGUCCACGCAACUGCUGACUGUGUCAAAGUGGCCGAUAUCCUUGACCCUCUUUGCAUUCCUGAUGAAAUUGUGUACCACCUCUUUCCCUUGAAUGCAGUUCGGAACUAUGAAGGCAUUUCGAAACCAUUGCUUGCGGCGCAAGUAACUCAACUGGUUGAUGGCAUCUUUAUCGGUUGCAGCAUAAACCACGCGGUUGUGGAUGGUACUUCUUUCUGGCAUUUCUUCAAUACUUGGUCUGAAAUCUCUCGUGCUGGCUCUAAUAACAUUUCUCAACCUCCUCCCUUUUUUGGUCGCCAAUUUUUUGACAGCGUAAUUGAUCUCCCGGUUCAGUUACCCUUCUCCUAUGGUGAAAUUACAAGGAAGCAUGUUAGGAGGUCUUCAGAGUCAUUGCAAAGGGUACUCUUUCAUUUUUCAAAACAAAAGGUAGCAGAGCUCAAAUCCAAGGCCAAUGCUGAGAUUGGCAUCAAUAACAUCUCAUCCCUCCAAGCCCUCAUGGCUCAUCUAUGGCGGGCUGCAACCCGUAGUAGACAUCUCAACCCUGAUCAAGAGGUUAUUUAUCGGGUUAUGGUGGGAUUGAGGCAAAGAUUGAAGCCACCAUUGCCAGAAGAAUACCUCGGGAAUGCGGUUAAAGCGGUUCUUGUCAAGUCCACUGCUGGAGAGCUUCUACAUCAUGGACUAGGCUGGGCGGCUUUACAAAUAAACGAACAGAUUGCUUCCCUAACAGCUGACGAAGCGAGGAAGUCCUUGGACGAAUGGGUGAAAACCCCAAUAUUUGUUUCAAAUAUAAGUAAUAUUUCAACAAGUUCUGCAUUGCUUACAGGAAGCUCGCCGCGGUUUAACGUAUUUGGGAAUGAUUUUGGGUGGGGGAGGCCACUUGCUGUGCGAAGCGGAGCGGCAGACAAAACAAAUGGGAGGCUAACAGUGUUUCCUGGGGCUGAAGAAGGAAGUAUUGAUGUUGAAGCUUGCCUUUUUCCAGAGGCUCUACAAGCUAUGAAGGACGACAAAGAGUUUAUGGAGGUCGUGCUACAUCAGGGCUGGUCUAUUGAUUUUGAAGGCCCGGGCAAAAAUAAAAGUUGA